This is a messenger RNA of Xyrauchen texanus (razorback sucker), 963 nucleotides long. RefSeq names its product isoamyl acetate hydrolyzing esterase 1 (putative) (gene iah1). The coding region runs from base 247 to 963 and encodes 238 amino acids. Gene Ontology annotation, molecular function: hydrolase activity, acting on ester bonds. NCBI's taxonomy places the organism in Eukaryota, Metazoa, Chordata, Actinopteri, Cypriniformes, Catostomidae. The transcript has 6 exons. The record is from RefSeq and is a predicted model, not a curated record.
AUCACGAGGGAACACAUGGAGAAUUUGACUUCCGGGUUCGCCUAUAAAUUCACGUCACGGCUGAACAGCUCUAUACUUUAUAAAACAGAAAUCAAUUUAUGACCCGAUUAAUUUAUUGUCCUAAUCUUUUAUUCGAACCCAUUAGAAUAUAUUGACCUGCCGUCGAGCCGUUAAGGAAGGAAAUCACAUGUAACUUCCUUCUAGACUUGAAGGUCGAUUUUUAAAGAGUCUUGUAUUGGAGUCACUAUGUCGAAACUGAAGAGCAUUAUAUGGCCCCAAAUCAUUCUUUUCGGCGACUCUAUUACACAAUUUUCGUUUCAAGCUAAUGGAUGGGGGUCUGAAAUUGCUCACAAACUCGCAAGAAAAUGCGACGUGGUAAACAGGGGGUUGUCAGGUUACAACACAAGGUGGGCUAAGAUUGUGCUUCCUCGCAUCGUGUCCACUUCUGAAGCCCCUAUCGCGGCUGUGACAGUCUUCUUCGGAGCCAACGACUGUGCAUUGCAAGACAAGAACCCCCAGCAGCACGUGCCUUGUCAGGAGUACUCAGAGAAUUUAAAAGACAUAGUCACACAACUGGUGUCUGCAGGAGUGUCCAAAGACAAGAUCAUCUUCAUCACACCACCACCACUUCAGGAAGCUGCCUGGGAAAAAGAGUGCUUGCUGAAAGGUUCCGCUUUGAACCGAUUGAACUCUGUGGCUGGUCAGUAUGCACAGGCUUGUGUCCAGGCUGCAGGACAGUGUGGUGUGGAUGUUCUGGAUCUCUGGACACUUAUGCAAAGAGAUGGACAGGAUUCAUCAGUGUAUCUUUUAGACGGACUGCAUCUCUCUGAAAAAGGCAACCAGUUUCUGGCAGAGCACUUAUGGAUGCAACUUGAGAGUCGAGUGACAGAUCUGCCCUUUAUUCUGCCCUACUGGGGGGAUGUGGACCCAAAAAGUCCUGAGAGCAGCCUACUCUGUGAUUAA